AUGAAAAAUACCUCAAUGGUAACGGAAUUUCUUCUCUCGGGUUUUUCUGGCCCAUGGAAACUUCGGUUAUUGCAAGCUUCAAUUUUUAUGCUAAUGUACCUAUCAGCCCUAAUGGCGAACAGCCCCAUCAUCACCGUAACCUCCCUGGACCCUUGCUUCCACACACCCGUGUACCUCUUCCUAAGGAAUCUGUCCCUAUCUGAUCUUUGCCUCAUUUCUGCAGUUGUGCCAAAGAGUGUUGUCAACUCAUUGACCCAGAACAACUCCAUCGCACUCCUCAGCUGUGCCACCCAGGUCUUUCUGGUGGUUUUUUCAGCAGCUGCAGAGACGUUCCUCCUCACAGCAAUGUUCUUUGACCGCUAUGCUGCCAUUGGUCAUCCUCUGCACUAUGAAGUCAUCAUGAACAGGAACACAUGUGUGCAGAUGGCAGCUGUGUCUUGGCUCAAUGGUGGCUUUAUGUCCCUUUUGCAUACAGUGAUCACCUUUUCUUUAUCUUACUGUGGACUUAAUGAAAUCCAACAAUUUUUCUGUGAUAUUCCCCAGUUGCUAGCUGUCUCCUGCUCAGAUCAUAUGACUGCAGAAAUUGUGCUCAUUUUCAUUAAUGUGGCACUUGAUUUAUGCUGCUUUACUGGCCUCAUAAUCUCAUACAUCUACAUCUUUUCUACUAUUAGAAAUAUUCCCUCCACACAAGGACAGACAAAAGCCUACUCCACUUGCCUUCCUUACCUGACAGUUGUUGCACUUUUCCUCUCAACUGCUUUCACCGCUUACCUAAAACCCAUUUUGGGGUCUACGUCAUUCACUGAUCUCAUUCUAUCUGCUUUCUAUAUUUUAUUGCCCCCUUUCUUUAAUCCUGUUAUAUACAGUCUGCGAAACAAGGCCAUGAAGACAUGUUUGGAGAAGUUGAUCACUAGAAAGCUCUUGAAAGAAGAGAAAAUUCUUACAUUUAUUCAAGAAUAA
This is a messenger RNA of Choloepus didactylus (southern two-toed sloth), 960 nucleotides long. RefSeq names its product olfactory receptor 14A16-like. The transcript has a single exon. Gene Ontology annotation, molecular function: olfactory receptor activity; odorant binding; G protein-coupled receptor activity. Lineage: Eukaryota; Metazoa; Chordata; Mammalia; Pilosa; Megalonychidae. The coding region runs from base 1 to 960 and encodes 319 amino acids. Gene Ontology annotation, biological process: G protein-coupled receptor signaling pathway. Gene Ontology annotation, cellular component: membrane. The record is from RefSeq and is a predicted model, not a curated record.